Messenger RNA from Helicoverpa zea (corn earworm), 984 nucleotides. Its product is annotated as phosphate carrier protein, mitochondrial-like. The record is from RefSeq and is a predicted model, not a curated record. Gene Ontology annotation, molecular function: phosphate transmembrane transporter activity. The coding region runs from base 1 to 981 and encodes 326 amino acids. Gene Ontology annotation, cellular component: mitochondrial inner membrane. Gene Ontology annotation, biological process: mitochondrial phosphate ion transmembrane transport. NCBI's taxonomy places the organism in Eukaryota, Metazoa, Arthropoda, Insecta, Lepidoptera, Noctuidae. The transcript has a single exon.
AUGGCGAAGAAGGAAGGGGAAGAGAAAGAGGAGUACUACUGUAAGAUGCACAGCAACAAGUUCUUCAUCCUGUGCGCGGCGGGCGGCGCGCUGGCGUGCGGCACCACGCACACCUUCGUGACGCCGCUCGACCUCGUCAAGUGCCGUCUGCAGGUCGACCCGCAUCGCUACAAGUCCAUCGCGCGAGGCUUCCUCGUCUCCUUCAAGGAGGGAGGCGCUAAGAACCUCGUCAAGGGCUGGGCACCCACCUUCUUUGGAUAUUCCAUGCAGGGUGCAGUCAAGUUUUCUGGCUACGAGUACUUCAAAUAUAGAUAUGCCAAUAUGGUCGACGAGGAAACGGGAUAUAUUUACAGAACAUACCUUUACUUGGCUGCGGCGGCGUCGGCAGAGUUCAUUGCCGAUUUCUUCCUCGCCCCACUCGAGGCUACGAAAGUUCGGAUGCAGACGACGCCGGGGUACACUUCACAGAUGAGAAGGGCCAUGCCACACAUGCUCAGCACGGAAGGGAUGGGGACGUUCUACAAGGGCAUAGUGCCGCUGUGGGGCAGACAGGUGCCCUACACCAUGAUGAAGUUCGCUUCAUUCGAGAAGACUUUGGAGUUUUUGUACGAUGCAGUGGUUCCGAAGCCGAGGGCCCAAUGCACGAAAGUGGAACAGUUGAUAGUGACGUUCACUGCGGGGUACAUCGCGGGCGUACUGUGCGCGAUAGUGUCGCACCCCGCUGACACGAUUGUGUCUAAACUGAACAAAGAGCCGGGUUCUAGCAUCGGCGGGAUCAUCAAAGACGUAGGGUUCGCUGGCAUCUGGCGCGGCUUGGUGGCGCGUAUCAUCAUGAUCGGCACACUGACGGGCCUGCAGUGGUUCGUGUACGACGCCUUCAAGGUGUACACGAGGAUGCCUCGCCCGCCGCCUGCAGAGAUGCCCGAGUCACUCCGGAAGAAAUUAGAAGAGGAGGAGAAAUUGAAAGCAGCGAAAAAAUAGCAA